Molecule: messenger RNA, 1603 nt
Organism: Cynoglossus semilaevis (tongue sole)
Lineage: Eukaryota; Metazoa; Chordata; Actinopteri; Pleuronectiformes; Cynoglossidae
Gene: sox14
Product: SRY-box transcription factor 14
Exons: 1
Coding region: 701-1465 (254 amino acids)
Biological process (GO): brain development; negative regulation of transcription by RNA polymerase II; neuron differentiation
Cellular component (GO): nucleus
Molecular function (GO): RNA polymerase II cis-regulatory region sequence-specific DNA binding; DNA-binding transcription activator activity, RNA polymerase II-specific
Source: RefSeq, a predicted model, not a curated record
CGGGCGCCCUCUCUCGCCGCUGAUUGGCCGCACAGGCCGCAGAGUGAACGCCCUGCAGAUUAUGUCAGAUUGCGUGCGGAAAGCCAAACCAGCCCUGCCUUUGAACUUCGCCGCUUUUUGGCUCGUAUUCACGCGGCUGCGCUCAUUUCCAAAGCAGCAAAGCAGCAAAGCGGCCAGGUGCUCUACAGGAGAGAGAAAAGAGAGAGUUCGGCGUGUGUGUGCGUGUGUGUGAGAUAGGACAGUGUGUGUUUCUGUGAACGUGUGUGCGUGUGCAACAGGAAGGCAAAAAUAAUAAUAAUAACACUCGAGACUUUUACAACUCAUGCGAACCGGCUGUGGAACGUCGCUUUCACCUGUGAGGAUUUUGUUACGCGAGCGAAUUCCGAGGUGUGCGGGGACCUACAAGCGCAUCACUGUUUCAACGACGGGGAGAGAAAGAAAAAAACAACCAAACCUGGAUUUUUAUUUUAAAACAAUAUAUACCCUCAUUUAUAUAUUGUUUUUGUAUUUCGAUGUCGAUUUUUACGCGUCAUUUCUGUGUCUAUCCCACAAAUCCUGGGGCAUGACUGCUUUUUGGCACGGGUACAGUUGAAAAGUUUUGUCAUUCCCGAUAAAAACUUUUUCCAUUGACAGUGAGAAAAGGGAUAAGAUAAGAUUUCUUUCUUUCUUCUUUUUUUUUUUUUUUAAACAUUUCUUUAAGAUGUCAAAGCCUGUUGAUCAUAUCAAGAGACCCAUGAACGCGUUCAUGGUCUGGUCCCGUGGCCAGAGACGGAAAAUGGCCCAGGAGAACCCCAAAAUGCACAACUCCGAGAUCAGCAAGAGACUGGGCGCCGAGUGGAAGCUGCUGUCCGAGUCCGAGAAGCGGCCGUACAUCGACGAGGCCAAGAGACUGCGCGCACAGCACAUGAAGGACCACCCCGACUACAAGUACAGACCUCGGCGCAAGCCCAAGAACCUGCUUAAGAAGGACAGGUACGUGUUUCCGCUGCCUUACCUAGGCACGGACACCAUGGACCACCUGAAGGGACUGCCCGUGUCCGCCGCAGCGGCAGCGGCCGCCGCCCCCGAUUUGUGCUCACCGGACAAAGCUCGCGCCUUUCUGCCGCCCACGUCGACGGCCGGUCCCUACUCUUUCCUGGACCCGAGUCAGUUCAGCUCCAGUGCCAUCCAGAAGAUGACAGCGGAGAUGCCACACGCGCUCAGCACCGCCGCGGGUUCCCUGCCCUACGCGUCCUCUUUGGGUUACCAGAACAGCGCAGCCGCGGCCGCUUUCGGCACUCUGGGCUGCCCGACUCAGCACACGCACACCCACCCGUCUCCCACGAACCCGGGUUACGUCGUGCCGUGCAAUUGCUCGGCCUGGUCGACGUCCAGUUUACAGCCCCCGGUGGCCUACAUACUGUUUCCAGGUAUGACCAAGACUGGGAUAGACCCAUACUCAUCCGCACACGCCACUGCCAUGUAAUCCACUUCAACCCAGGACUGCUGCUGCUGCACUCCCCCUUUUCUUGUUAUCAACUCAUUUGACAUGCAUGUAAAUAUGAACAGAUACUUAACAAAAACAAAAAAACAAACAAAAAAAAACCAACAAAAACAAUCGAGG